Molecule: messenger RNA, 2117 nt
Organism: Felis catus (domestic cat)
Lineage: Eukaryota; Metazoa; Chordata; Mammalia; Carnivora; Felidae
Gene: MINDY4B
Product: MINDY family member 4B
Exons: 12
Coding region: 1-1377 (458 amino acids)
Biological process (GO): protein K48-linked deubiquitination
Molecular function (GO): K48-linked deubiquitinase activity; cysteine-type deubiquitinase activity
Source: RefSeq, a predicted model, not a curated record
AUGCAAGUCUCGGACCAGGAACAAAGCUCCCGGGAGCUGGAUUUAGAGGAGAUAACUAGGAAAAUUUCAUUUCUUGACAAAUGGAGGGAGAUCUUUAGUUACCGUGGGUUGGGAACCAAUAAUGCAACUCCUCAGAAUCAUGACGGCAACCACGUAUCAGCUGAUGAAACUGAAAAUGCAACAGGGAUACCUCAGCCCAGGGGACAAGGACAUUUGCCAUCCAGUAGCCUUUGUUCUAUCCCCAAACCCUCUAUCAUCUCUUCAAAAUCAGCCGGCUCUCCUAUCUCCCUGGCAAUGGCCACGAAGUUACGGCAGAGCCUCUUUGGAAAUACUGUCCAUGUCUUCAGCUAUGACUGGAAAAAGGCCUAUUUCAGGUUCCACGAUCCUUUUUCUGACCUGGCUUUCACUUUGGAAGUGGGAAAGGGAGGUGCCCGAAGCAUUCAGAUGGCAGUUCAAGGAUUCAUCAUCAAAGACUUGUUGUUUACCAGGAAGGGAAAGGACUGUAACUUUCACAGUUUGUGUGCAGUCAGCAAACAGGAGCAAGAGCAGGCCCUGGCUGCGGCACUGGCUGGCAUCCUGUGGGCGGCAGGAGCAGCUGAGAAGGCCACCGUCUGUCUUGUCACUGCACACACUUAUGUCACCUCCAGUCCUGACUACUCGGGCGAUGAUUUCACCGAGCGGCUCCAGCUGUUUGAACUUUUAGAGAAAGAAGCCACUGAGAAAUUCAUCUAUGAUCAUUUACAAUGUUUCAAAGAGGAAGGAGGCCAUGGUGUCAUCUUGUUUCUUUACAGCCUGAUCUUCUCCAGAACAUUUGAAAGGCUUCAGAAGGACCUAGAUGCUUCCAGCACUCAUCUGUUACAACCACAUGCUGGGGGCUUCCUGUGCAGGCAGGCAGUUUUGAACAUGAUUUUAACUGGAAGAGCGAGUCCGAAUGUCUUCAAUGGCUGUCAGAAAGGAAAGUCUCAAGAAAUAUUGCACGGGGUCCUGACCCGCAGUGACGUUGGAUAUUUGUGGUGGGGUAAGGACACCUCAGAGGAUGACAGGCUUUCACAGGUGGGCAGCAGGCUGAAGACUCCCAAAUUACCUAUUUGGCUAUGCAGCAUUAAUGGAAAUUCCAGUGUCCUUUUUAGCACAAACAGGCAGCUCUUAUCAGACUGGAAAGUGGAGCGUCGCUUUGAUCUGUACUUUUACGGAGGCCAGCCCCCACAGAAGAAGCCUGUGCAGCUUACAGUAGAUACUCACUCCCAUCACUGGGAAAGAAACCAACUUGGAGAUGGACAUGUAGCAGGAAGACGGUUUUCUCCAGUGGAGAUGCUAAUCAGAACCAAGUGGAGAGAAGCCACCAUCAACUGGAAUGGAACCAUUCCCUUUUUCUAAAAAGAAAGCCAGUAUGCACAAUGAUGUCUGAGGUGUCAGAACUGCUGUCAUAAAAGCCUAAUAUGGGAGAAGACCGUUUCCCUUCUACGGUCCUCAUUCAUGGGAACCCCACUGAAAAACCCCAUCAGCAACUUUUUCUCUCUUUUUUUCUUUUUUUGUGCCUCUGUUAAGCCCUCUGCAGUUGCUUUCAAUGCUAUAGAACAACAAGAUCUGCAAGGUGUCUUCUCUAUACUUGCAUAGACGGGCUCCUUCAUUUUAUUCAAUAGAGCAAAUGAAGUGUCUCUCCUCUAUGUUAUUUUCAAAUUAGCCUUUUGUUGGUGCGAUUCUCCCCGAGGAUUAUGGAAGCAGGCAGCUAGCUUUCAUUUGGGGAUGAAGUCAUCAGUAAUGCAUCAUCAGGUUUUUAGUUAUGGCAAGAACUCAAGCCUUCUCAAAGACUUCCUGGUAUGGAGAGCAUUCCUUCCCAAGGUUACAUUUCACAUGCCCACAUUAGCAAGUUCUGGUCAUUAAAAUAGUAAAUGGGAUUUUUGGGGCUUGAAGCAGGGACUAUUCCUGGUAGUCUGGCAGCUAUAACAGUUGACUUACGGGUUCAAGCAGUCAAGCCGAACACACAGAAGAAGACAUUAUUUCUACCAGUGCUAUGCUUCUUUUCUUUAAAAGCUAAACAUAAAUAUAUAGACAGACAAAUAGAUAAACUUAGAAAGAAGACUUAUUCCUAGAUAAAAUGUAAUUACAUAUAAAAA